AUUUGAGGGGGAAUUUAUUUUCUGGCUAACGAAAGGAAACAAGGGUUUAAAAGUCCAUAGUGAGUGCCGUGUACUUGACCAGACAGAAAACUUGGACAAAGAGUCUUGACCGACCCUUGGCUAACAGAGUACAGACCUAGGAACCGACACAAUCCCAUUUUUUGCAAUGGAAACCGGGAUCUUGUUAUUUAGUCUCUUGAUCAUUGUUGCCUUUUCUUCAACUGUUCAGACAAUGUCUCCUCCAAUGAUGCUUGACAAACUUCAACAUCAAGAAGGUAAGUUAAAAUUCUGUUCCCAUACUACCGGUUCUGUUAAUGCCUUCGUUCCACAGUGUGGCCAGUUUAAGAGUUUUGAAUGAAAAGUUUUGCAAGAAAAAAGGAAGACUUGUGCUGUGUUAUUGCAGAAAGCAACAUUUAACAGAGAUGAGUCAGAAUCUAAGAAACUCCACCAACUGUAUUUCAUACCACUAGACUUUGUACAAGACAGAUUUGUUUCCAGGUACUGUGCAUUUGCAUGUGAAUUACAUCAAAAGCAUGGGUUUGACAAUAUUAGUUGGCAGAACCUGAGACUCUUAAUCACAGGGUUGUGGGUUCAAGCCCCACCUUGGGCAAAAAAUUCCAGCAUUGCAAGGGGUUGGAUUAGAUGACCCAUGUUUUCCCUUCCAACUUCACAAUUAUAUGAUAUAUGAAGCUGGCCAUUUCCCCGACAUCAAUAUGCUAUAAGAAAUGAGACCAUAGGUCUUUUUUCUUUUCAGGUAAAAGCCAAAGAGCCAUGGAAGAGUCUGCAUCUAAUCAGCAGAGGAAGAUCUUGGGAUUUUUAUCAGCAUUUGAUGAAAUACAGAAAAGUACCAAACCUAGAUUAGAUCCCAAGACCACAGGGCUUCAAGGUAAUUCAGAUAAUAACCAUUGCCUACCAUCAGCUGUAUGUAUUCAUUAAGCCAUAAUGGAUUGUUUGCAAUAAAUUUAAUGGCAUGUAACUAAUUCUUUUUUUACUUAAUUUAUUAUUAAUUUAUUUUACUUAAUUUAUUUAUUAUUAAAUAAAUUACUUAAUAAAUUUAAUAAUAAUAAUUUAAUUAAUAAAUUAUUUAAUAAAAUGUAUACACGUCAAAGCAGUCUGCAAAAUAAAACAAUAAAACAAUAAAAUUGAGGGAAAAUCACAGCCAUACUUACAAAAGUUAAAAUAAUGAAACAGAUUAAAAUUGCCUCAACUUUCUAAGCAUGAGUUGGUUUGUCUAAACAAGGGUGUUUUAGCAGGUGCUGAAAAGAAUACAGGGAAGGUGUCUGCUUGAUCUCAGUAGGCAGGCAGUUCCAAAGUUCAGGCACUGCCACACUAAAUGCCUGAAUUCUUAUAAAUGUGGAAUGGCUAUUAUGUGGCACCUAUAGCAGUGCCAAUUUUGCCACUCAAAGUGGUCGAGUGGGCACAUGUGGGGUAAAGCAAUCUCAUAGGAAAACUGGGGCCAAGUUGAAAAGGUUUUAGAGAUCCUUUCAGUUCAGUCGCUUAAUUUCAGGUCCACAAUUACUGCAUGAAUGUGUAUAGAAAUGAACUGUACUACAAUAGAAAUAAUUAAAUUCAUAAUAUUACUGUAAAUAAUAAACCAUUUGAAAAGGGUUAGAGACAAUGUCAAGUUAUGAACACAUGUGCAGAGCAAUCCUAUGCAAGUUUACUUGGAAGUAAGCCCCACUGCUAGACUGCAGCCUAGCAAAGCAAUUCGGCUCAGAGCUGUGCCCCAUUACUUGGGUAUACCCAAGUAAAUAACAAUCUUAUGCAUGCAGACUUGGAAUAAAGUCCUCCUGAGUUAAAUGAGCCUUACUUCUGGGAAUAGAGGAUUGCAGCAUUAUGGAACUGAUUCAACUGAGCAAAAAGUACUGGGACAAAAAGAGGAUUGCAUAUUUAAAAAAUGUAUCAAUUGCAAAAAUAUAUGCAUGCAACAAAUAACGUCAAUGAUCGUUGAUCGAUCUCAGUGCCAUAUGAGAAACCAACUAAUCCACCAGUUUGAUCUUUAGAGUGUAAGUGUAAGUGAGAAAACUGGACAUUAGGUUUUUGAGGAAAAGGCCACUCAUCAGAUCUAUUCUUCAGGUUCAGAGAUGUUUACGUUUUGAGUCUCUGGGGUGUAUGUAGUAUUUCACAGAGCUGUAUCAUUCAGAGUUUGAUACUCUGCUCGUGAUUAAAAUGCCUCUGACAAAUGCUAGUGUCUUUCAUUAUAUUUUCGUGUGGUCUUUUUAAAAUGAAGCAUUGGUCUUAAUUGUCUUCCAUCCACGUCUCUGUUAUUUAUAGUACUUGCAAAGCAAAUUGGUUUGAUAUUUUAUAUCUUCAAUUCUUACAGUGAUAUGUGUUUCAAAUACUGCAAUGCUUCAUGCUCUGAAAUAUUUGGAUAUUGGCAACAUUCAAAGAACACCUAACAUUUAAAUAAUGCUUUUUUGACCAUUGAUAUGUGUGCUAUAUCUUUAAAAAGAAGAAGGAGAGUUAAAACAUUGCAGAAUUGCACUUCUUUCCUCCAGAACGUAGUUCACAGGUCCAAAUGAAAAGGAACAUUAAAAUGGAAAAUCUUUGAGGUUUUGGGGGGAGGGUUACUCCUAUGUGUGGAUGUUUUACAACAAAUACCACAGGUUAAUAAUAGUGCUAAUACUAAAAAGUAGGUGAAUCCAACAGGCAUAAAAUAACAGGAACAAAAAAUAAUGAGCCUGAAUUGGACAACAACCUACCCACUCCUUCCUAGACCGCUUGGUGUACAUAAUUUGAGAAAACAUGUAUGCCCUGUUUAAGACUACACAGAAUAAAAGCAUGCUUCUUCAAUAAAACUACCCCAUGCAGCAUAAAACCCACAAAAACAAGAAAUGCCCAUGCUUUCUUAAUUGGGGAACAGAAAGUGUCCAAACAGAAAACCCAGUGUGCAGAUUUAUCUGAAGAGGUGAAAGUAACCCUAUUGCUGAGAUACUGGGUGCCUUUAAAGGAAGAAUGCAGCUCUGUGUGCACUGGCCACUGUUCUAAAUCACCCUGAAUUUAGGGGCUGGCAUGGGAAGCAGCAAUAAAUGCUACAUAUCUGCAGCGGGUAUAAAGUCAAGGCAACGAAGCCAUUCAGCUAAACAUCAGGCUAAAGGAGGGCUGGGAGAGAGAAAUGGUUGGCAUUGUUAGGCUGAACCUAGAUGAGGUCAGAGGGCCAGAGCCUCAUUAGUUUCAAGUGGCAUGAUCUGAAGGGCAUCAUUCGGGUGGUCUAAGAACACCAUUUCUGAAACUUCUCCCCAGUUCUCGGAAGGUAGUGCCUCCCCAAAUUUCAGCACAAUGCCACAAGUGUCCCCCUGCAUUAUAUGGUGGCGGUAGCAUGCUUUCACUCUCUUUAAAGUAUCUACUAAAUAAUUUUCCCAAUUUGCAUUUCAGCUUACGCCAAAAAGUUCGGAAAGACAAUCAGAAAGGUAAGAAACUGUCAGCUUUUUAAACACCUCCUACCAAAGUUUCCAGUAUGCAGAAUAAUUGUUCUCGUUUGCUAGGGAUAUACUGUACUUAAAUAUUGAUUUCUGAAGCUUAUCUCCCUUUGAGUUCCCCAGUGUGCCUGGAGUAGCUGCAAAUAAGGGCUAUUUAAUUACAGGCUAACCUUAAGCAUGCAGCAGCCCUUAGCAUGCAAAUGGAACUGCCCUUUCCAUUGAACUGAAUGGAGCAGACCUUGUAAGAGUGAAAAUAUCAAUGCACACACUGAAAAUGACUGAAUCCAGAAUUAUUAUUUUUAAAAUUCUCAUUUCAGGUUCACAUUUAUGCUCUUAAACUGUAAUUUUUAAAACCUUUUCUCUCUGGACUUCUUUUCUGGACAGGAUAUUUUAGAUGAACCUCAGGCCCGUCGUUCUUUCUCACAACAAGAUGAUGUUGCUGAAUCAAGGAAGGAUCACCUGAGAAAAUCUCCUUUAAUUGGGAAAAACUUCAGAAAAGCAGCACCAUCAUCUUCUAAGAAAGCAAAGAAAAGAGGUGUGUUUUCCAGCAAGAAAAUCAGGUUCCUUUCUGUCUGAUUGCCUAAAACUCUGAAGAGUUGAAUAAAAGUCAGUUGGGUCAUGAAACAGCCCUCUGUGUGUGGAGGCCAGAGGCCAGGCUCCUUUCCAGAGCCACUGAUCCCAGGGAAUCUUCAUUUUGUCCCACAUGGUGUUGCACUAUGACACCUGCUAUAGGAAGCCUGUUUGUGUUUUGGAGAGGUUUUCAUGGACCACUACUGGCAGAAGAAAAGGUUGCUGGAGCAGAGGUCAGCUGGUCAGUUAAAAAGCUAAAGAAAGUACAUAUAAACUUUAUUGUGAUGUGUAAUUCUAGGGUUAGGCACACCCUCCAGGGUUAAUUUAGGGCUCACUUACCUCACAAGAUUGUGUGACGGUAAGAUGGAACAGGGAGAACUAUAUGUAAGCCGCCUUGAGCUCCUUGGAGGAAAGUCAAGAUACCGGUAAUUAUAAACAUAGUCAAUGUGUCAUAUCUCUCUAAGCAUACUAGAUAGUGGGCACCACUCCACAUAACAUACCAUCCAACCUGGGCUCUGAGGUUGGCUGGGUGGGAGGUUCUCAUUAUCCCACCAUCAGCUAAACCAGGUGAGGGUAGCCAAUGGAUCUCAAAUCCUCAGGGAGUCAGGGACUUUGUGUGCGAAGACAGGCUCUGGUGGACUGAGCGAUGAGACUAAUAGUAGGUCCAAUGGUCAGGAAAAGUGGUUUCUGCACAUACUGUAGAGAGAAGUGAGGGGCAGAUGGGGCUUGUCAAACUGGGAAGGUAGCCCUUCCAGAAGAAGGAAAACUCUGGUCCUAAACCUCUUCUGCCUUGUGGGGUAUCUUCGGUAGAAGAAAAGGCUUAAGGAGUAAACUCUGCACAAAUCUGGAGUCCCUAAGACGGUUGGAUGAUGUGCAGUAUGCCUCCUUCCAGCAACCCCUGCAGCCAAGCUGGUGCCAAAUGUUUUGCUCUUCCUUCCUUUGGACCUCCUCAGUGAGGCUGAGAAGUGGGCAUUGUUGUACAGACAGCCCAGGACCUUCAUAAACACUGCCCAGGCUUGUGCCCAGGGAGGUCACUUCCGUGCUAACACAGCAGUUUGACUUCACCCCUGGAGGCACACUCCAUUGUCUCUUGAGGCAGAUGGAUGCCAACAAUGGUAACUGAAAGCUAAGCUAUUCAAAUCUUAGGAUGUGUUGAGCCCCUGCUUUUAUCUGUGCUGGUAUCAUAAUAAUUCAAUGGUAACGUCAGUUGUUUGUUUUCUAUGUAUUAUAUUUGGUUUUACAGUAUUUUGGAAACCACUCUGUCAGUCUGUUGUAAUGCCAAGCAGCUUAGAAGUUUGUUAAUAAUCAAACAGACCUUCUGAAAAACAGGCAUAUGGAAAUGGGGGAGUAGAGGGGGGUAGAUAGUGGUGAAGUGAACCUCAGGUAUGUCCAGAAUAAGCAAAGCUCCAGACGCGAGACACACCCAUAUGAACCAUGUUUUAACAAGAGGCUAUUUCGUUCUUUUCCAGCUUGUUUUUGGAAAUACUGUGUGCAAAGCAAGUAGGUUUUUUGAACACAUCAAAUCAACGAACCUUUGUGGAGAUUAAGGAAUCCAGUUCUGACAAUGAAAUCUUCAAAAUCUGAAAACAUUCUUUUCAACAGAGAAGAUUCAGCAGAUAUUAGUAUAAAUAACUGUUUGACCAUAUUUGCUUUGUGCGCAUAUGUAUUUGAAAGACUCGUG
Messenger RNA from Podarcis lilfordi (Lilford's wall lizard), 5670 nucleotides. The record is from the annotation of a GenBank genome assembly. NCBI's taxonomy places the organism in Eukaryota, Metazoa, Chordata, Lepidosauria, Squamata, Lacertidae.